AUGGCUACGGAGCAUAACCCCGACCACGUCAUGACGGAGGGUCAGAUCCCUGUCGGUGACGACACCCUUGAUGAGCUAGGGGAAGAAUUCCUCGAGGAUCUCUCUGACGUCGCUCUGCCUGUGCUCAAUGAUGAGGUCGCGCACUCCGCUCCUGCUGGUACUCACUCGACCCAGUCGGGCGAACCGGCGGCGAAAAAGCUGUGUGGUGAGGGGCAGUCCUCGGCUGCUGGCCCCUCUGGGGUCGCUUCUGCGUCAACCUCGGCUCCACCGUCGAUCCCCCGUGCGAGCUCUUCCGGUAGCUCCGACGCCACAGCUCCUGCGCUUGGACGCGCGAUUGCUCCUUCCGCGCCUCGUCCGGCGCCUGCUUCUCGCUCUCGGCCCGUGCAGCCGGAACCUGAACCCGAGCACGCCGCGGCUGGUGCGGCCUCUGGCCUUGCUCCUAAUGUUCGCUUUCAGAACCUGCGUCGCCACCGUACGAUGGUCGGAACAACCCUGCACACGCUGACGCGGAACACGCAGUCACUGGUGGACGUGAUCUUCCCUGAAUCUUCCGCUGAGGAGGUUCGUGCUGCGGUGCUUGCGCGCAAUUCCCUCCCUUGGCUUUCGGAUAUCCGCCUGUUUCAUCGUCUCAAAGACCCGUACGACGACUCUGCAUACUCCCAGCUGCUCGCCCUGCCUGUGGCAGCAGAAGGCGAUGUCGGCUUCGAGCGCAUCCCCGCGGUUCUCUGGCUCCCUGGCCAGGAGGACCCGGUGCUCCUCAAUAUCUCGUCCCACUCCUGCUCCGUGUGUUCCAGACGGCUGAUAGGACAGCAGCCUGCCCCUGCAGCUUUCAAGAAGGAUCCAGGCCUUUUUCUCAUCGGAGUGGACCUCGACGUCGAGGUCUGGACGUGCUCUCUGUGCGACUUCACCUGCGGCUUGGCGUUGGACAGUGCUAUGUACCACAUCGCCUCAGAGACUCACCGCAAGCGCCUGCAGGAAUCGGCGCACCUUCCUGCUGUGAAAGAGAAAUAUGGAGCCUGGAGGGUCUCCACGCUACUGCAGCACCAGAAUAUCAGUGCAUUCCUGCAGUAG
Messenger RNA from Closterium sp. NIES-65, 1071 nucleotides. NCBI's taxonomy places the organism in Eukaryota, Viridiplantae, Streptophyta, Zygnematophyceae, Desmidiales, Closteriaceae. The record is from the annotation of a GenBank genome assembly.